Messenger RNA from Neofelis nebulosa (Clouded leopard), 1341 nucleotides. It is a transcript of the gene TMEM61, whose product is annotated as transmembrane protein 61. The record is from RefSeq and is a predicted model, not a curated record. The coding region runs from base 539 to 1225 and encodes 228 amino acids. NCBI's taxonomy places the organism in Eukaryota, Metazoa, Chordata, Mammalia, Carnivora, Felidae. The transcript is spliced from 3 exons.
GGCCGCCGAGGCGCGGCACCUGGAGCUCCCAGAGCGGCCACCCGGAGUCUCUGGCCUGACCGACGGCACGCGAGGACCGGGAUCGCAGGGGAGGUGGGGCGGCCGGUGCCCCCCCAGCUCGAGCCCGAGUCGGGGGCGGAGGACGAAGCCCGGCCCCGCGCACGCCUGGCGCCCCAGAGCGCCCCUGCAGCUCGCAGAGCCCCUGCGGGGAUCACAGCCCCCCCCCCCCCCCCCUGGCAGGCACGCGUGGGGUGCGGCCUGCUGGGCACCUCGCUGCACCGCGUAGGGGGUGGCGGGAGCGGGUGGGACCCACGGCGACUGCGGGCGGGGGGGGGGGGGGCAUUCGGAUACCCUUGGACCAGACGGAGAGCCCGACCUUGGGGCUUUCGGGGGAACGCGGAAAACCGGGCUAGGGGACCUUCAACAGGGCUGCUCCCUAACUCCAGGAGCCUCCUGCAAACCCGAGGGACAGCCAUCCCCAGGAUUGCACCUCCCUCUGGUCCCUGCGCCUGGACCACGCCUGACCACCUGCCGCCUGAUGGCUUCAUCUGAGACGUGUGACGUGAGCCGAGCGGCCUCCACGCUCCAUUACUGCAUGACGGUCAGCGGCACGGUGCUUCUGGUAGCUGGGACGCUCUGCUUUGCUUGGUGGAGUGAAGGAGAAGCAGGUGCUCAGCCCGGCCAGCCGGCCCCUCCCACGGGGCAUCCGGUGCCUCAGGCCCCCAGUCCCCUGCUCAGGUCCGUCAGCUUCUUCUGCUGCGGUGCAGGCGGCCUGCUACUACUCUUCGGCUUGCUGUGGUCCAUCAAGGCCAGCACCCGGGGGCCUCCCCGAUGGGACCCAUAUCACCUCUCCAGAGACCUGUACUACCUCACUGUGGAGCCCUCGGAGAAGGAGAGCUACAGGAUCCCAAAGGUGGUUGGCAUCCCCACUUAUGAGGAGGCCGUGGGCUGGCCACUUGCCGAGGGGCCCCCGACGCCACCUGCCGAGGGGCCCCCGACACCCCCUGCGUACCCCGCGGAAGAAAGCCCGAAGGACUGUGCCUCCGGGGAUGCCCUGCGUGGGACCCAGCCCCCCUUGCCACCGCCCAGCUACGAGAGCAUCAUCAGUGCUGUCAACGGCCUCUCUGGAGAGACAGUCCCCGCCCCCGCGUGCUCCUGCCCAGGCCCGGCUCAGACGACAGUGGGGGGAGGCACACUCCAAAGCUGGAGACAGAUGAGCUUCUAGUGCAUAAUACAGUGCCUGGUACCCAGGAGGCGCCCAGCAAAUGUUUGUUGCUGAAUGCUGUUUUAUCGACCUACGGCUGUGUAACAAACGGCUUAAAAUAAAUCCAUUUUAUUCUC